AUGGGUGUUGCAAACGUCGGUCAAAUAUGCAUCAAACGUGUGAAAGGCGAAGGGCGAAAAUCCCUACAAAUUUACAAAGGCAAAGUCCCCGCCGCUGAAAUGAACGUGUAUUACAACCACGACGCAGCCAGAGUGAUACUUGAAGCAAAUAUUGCUAGGGCUAGUCAGGAGGAAACAAACCGACCGAUUCUUUUAUCAGACAUUGAUCCAGACCAACUGGCGGUCACGCAAUUUGACAACCCACUCACCUACCGAUUGACCCCACAAGAAGAUCGCGACAACGAGGCUUACUUUAGAGUUAUUGGGGUGUUGUGCUCGAAGGUGUUGCCCCCUUUUCACUCAACCCCAAAGAUACGGACCAUGCAACACUUGCGGAACCUUCGUCAGUUUGUGAAGCUCACGGGCCUUGGAUCACCUUCGUUUGAUCUGGUCGGCGAUGCGAUGGUGUCCAUACUAAAGCUUUUCAAACAUACCCUGGGAGAAGAUGGAUUGACGGGGGUGGAGCCCAAGCUAUACGAGGGAGAAGUGGCGCUCGAUUUCCAUGCUCGCUACUUUACCGACCGUGAAGCUGCUCCGCAAGAGAAGCACGUUCCAUUCGAUGAACGAGUCGAUCCACGGGGGAUUUUGGAGACACUUCGAGGUACACGGCUUAUCCACGGUCCGGAUAAUCGAGUGGAGUACUGCAUCAAAGUCAUUGAUCCAGACGGAACGACGAGAUACGAGCCUUAUGAUCCAGCGUGUAUCAAGGAAGGUGACAUUGUGGAAGUCACCUGUGCGUUUAAGUGCGUACCCAUCAAGGACCGGCGAUAUCGUUUCCUUCCGGCGCUUCGGGCGGUUACCCUCUUGGAGUCUUGUGUGCGCAAGGAAUCGGAAACUACCCGAGAGCAAAGCAGAAGUCAAUGCGAUGUCAUCAAGACGCUUCCGCCCGCAAGGCUCCUAAAGCGCAAGUCAUUGUUCCUCAACAGCACGGAGAAGAAACCAAGAUCAGAGAUUCACGGAGAACCCGAACUAAACAUGGCGAUAGACCAUGGUCCACAGAGAAUUCGGGACGGACGCCCACUUGUGAUCCCCAAGGAAGUCCUCAAGGUGGUCGUGGAGAAUGCGGGGAUUUUUGACCUCAAGUCUCUGGGCGGAACUAACAGGAAGCUUCGUUCCUUGACCCGAACUGAGGUCGAUCGACGGGUUUUAGUCCUCAUAGACUCAUUUUCUCUAGACCCUCAAUCGACUCUCCUGCUCUUGCGAAAUGCCAGCGCCUACAUAUCAGGGUCAGCUGUGCUCGCCGUCAUCGAUCCAGGGAUGUUCGAACCCGGCGAUCUUGACAUUUACGUCCCCAUGGCGCACGCGCAUGAAGUUUGGGUCUACCUAUGGCAGAGGCGCAACCGAGGCUGGGGCCAGCUUAUUGACGAUGAUGACUUCGUCAGGGCAGGUUUGCCCAUACCGGACGAUGAAUACUGCGGCAUUCCCGGGAUCGCUGCUAUUUGGUACUUCAAGCAUGCGAACACCGGUAAAGUCAUUAACGUCAUCGUCACACGCACCAGGCAAGUUAAAUCGUACCCGGUCCGAAAUCUCUUCUUACACAUUUAUCCCUAUAGCUCAGCGCUCCCCGCCAUCAUCCGGUUCCAUUCCACCGUCGUUAUGAAUGUUAUUAGCUAUUUCGGAGUUGUCGCGCUAUACGGGAGUCUGACAAGGGCGAGGGUCGGAUUUACCACCAAGGAAGGACGAUUGUCGGGGAGGGAUCUCAGAUGCCUGGAGAAGUAUCGGGAAAGAGGAUAUGUCAUUUACCGGGACUCCCGACUGGAAGGCUUUGUCGGCAAGUUUCAACUUCUCGUCUCCCUGCUCACCGACCACCACCGAUCCCGUACUGCACUCAUGUACGUCAACAACAAGGUCACCGACGAGCGCUUCUAUGACAGCGGCGAAGUAGCGGUUCUUCUCGAUGCCGAGCUUCGCGUUGAGGGUUGGAGGGAGUGGAUACAUAGCUCUCACCUGCAGGUCCGACCCCCGCCAUGUAACCACCCGAAAUGCACGAAAGAUGGCACUUGUGAACCCUCCACCGUCUGGUUCGGGUGUACCAACUGCUUUCGCCUCAACAUGCGUUGCUCUCACCAUGACAGUUUCAUGAUGAUGUUGUUGGCGGAGGCAUUCCCGCGUUACGCAUUGGAAAGGCUGAUCACCAUCCAAGGCCAAUAUCAUGGUUACCAUGCUCACGCUCGCAGUAAAGCUGGUAGGCCAAUCGGUGCUAUCAAGGGAUUACAGAAUGUUGCCCACCAAAUGAAAGCGGUGGUCGCUGGGGACGAAGCAUACAACGGCAAUUCGGCGAAGACGGCCUUGAAAGACUUGCAGCGCUACACAUUUGAAUUAGCGAUAGGUCGCAGCGAACUUCAAAGGCGACUGUAUUCCCUAGAGGCCAUGAUCGAGGACAUGGCUAGUGUCAUCUAUGGAGUGCGGGUGUCGAAGAAGGAAACUGCAGAGAAAGGCAUGGAACGAUUAGAGAGGAUGAUGGAGGGUAGGAGGGGUGAUGUGUGGAUGGAUAUGCCAGACACUUGCUACGGCGAGCACAGCAUUUAG
Molecule: messenger RNA, 2568 nt
Organism: Coprinopsis cinerea okayama7#130
Lineage: Eukaryota; Fungi; Basidiomycota; Agaricomycetes; Agaricales; Psathyrellaceae
Exons: 11
Coding region: 1-2568 (855 amino acids)
Source: RefSeq, a predicted model, not a curated record